This is a messenger RNA of Pyrenophora tritici-repentis Pt-1C-BFP, 1899 nucleotides long. The record is from RefSeq and is a predicted model, not a curated record. NCBI's taxonomy places the organism in Eukaryota, Fungi, Ascomycota, Dothideomycetes, Pleosporales, Pleosporaceae.
AUGGCUGGCGCAAUUCCUUUCAGGCAGAACCAGCGCAAGCAGUCGCGGCAACUGUCGACAGACCCUCGCAAUGAGCUCCAUCCUCAAGUUGAUCACUACAUUGGCAUCGACGUUGGUACCGGUAGUGCACGAGCCUGUAUUAUGAACGACCAGGGUGAUAUUGUAGGACUGGCAUCAGAGAACAUUGACAUUUGGCGAUGCAUCUGUUCUUCCGUCCGUCGGGCCAUGGACCAGCACAACAUCGACGGAAGCACCAUUCGCGGUAUUGGUUUCGACGCUACCUGCUCGCUCGCUGUCUUUAGAGACGACACAGAUGAGCCCGUCCCUGUGACUGGGCCGAACUUCGACAACAAGGACGGUAACGACCGUAAUGUCAUACUAUGGCUUGACCACCGUCCUGUGGAAGAGACAAACAAGAUUAAUGCCACGAAGCACAACCUCCUUCGAUACGUCGGAGGCAAGAUGUCCAUCGAAAUGGAGAUUCCAAAGGUGCUAUGGCUCAAGAACAACAUGCCGAAAGAGCUGUUCGACCGCUGCAAGUUCUACGAUCUGACUGAUGCUCUCACACAUCUUGCUACUGGAAGCGAGAGCCGGAGCUACUGCAGUGUAGUUUGCAAGCAAGGUUUCGUGCCAGUUGGCGUCGACGGAAGUGUCAAAGGCUGGCAGGAAGACUUUCUGACUGAGAUUGGUCUCGCAGAUUUGUGUGAGGACAACUUCAAGCGCAUGGGAGGUGUCGACAAUGUGAACGGACGCUACCUUACUGCCGGUGAGCUCGUUGGAACCCUAAGCGAGAAGGCUGCACAGGAAAUGGGCCUUCAGCCGGGUAUUGCUGUCGGUAGCGGUGUUAUUGAUGCCUAUGCUGGCUGGAUUGGUACCGUUGGCGCCAAAGUCAAGCUCGAUGGAGACACUCUCGACAUGGACCAGCCCAAAAACGACGUAUCACAAGCCUUCACUCGACUCGCUGCUGUAGCAGGAACAUCGACCUGCCACCUCGCCAUGUCACGCGACCCUGUAUUUGUCGACGGCGUCUGGGGUCCAUACCGAGACGUUUUGCUGCCAGGCUACUGGAUGGCAGAGGGCGGGCAGAGUGCCACGGGCGAGUUGCUCAAGCAUGUAAUCGAGACCCAUCCGGCCUUUAAUGAAGCUGUCUCUGUCGCUGAGACGUACAACACCAACAUCUACGACUAUCUAAACGAACAUUUGCGCGAAAUGGCCGACAAGGAAAGCGCACCACACAUUGCCUGGCUCGGUCGUCACUUCUUCUUCUACGGCGACCUCUUCGGCAACCGCUCCCCUGUAGCAGACCCCAACAUGAAGGGCUCCGUUAUUGGAUUGAGCUCUGACAAGAGUCUUGAUGGCUUGGCACUAUAUUACUAUGCAACCAUGGAGUUCAUUGCGCUCCAAACCCACCAAAUUGUCUCGGCAAUGAACAAAUCGGGUCACGUCAUUUCUUCCAUUUUCAUGUCUGGUUCACAGUGUCAGAAUGGGCUGCUUAUGCAGCUUAUGGCAACAGCCUGCGACAUGCCCGUUCUGAUCCCACGAUAUGUACACGCUGCUGUUGUGCACGGCGCGGCUAUGCUUGGCGCCAAAGCAGCGAGUACGGACAAAGAUGGCAACAGCGAGCCCUUGUGGGACAUUAUGGAUAGAUUGAGCAAGCCAGGUAAGACAGUCAAGCCACUGGCUGACAAGGCGGUCAAGAAGCUGUUGGAUGCCAAGUACAAGGUCUUCUUGGAGCAAUGUGAGGGACAGCAGAGGUACAGGAGUGAGGUUGACGCUGCUAUUGAGGGGUGGAAGACGACGUAAGCGAAUGUGUUGGUGACGCUACAAGAGAACGGAUGUGGAUCUUGGCCAGUAAUCGUGAUUAUGUAUGCUCUAGAUAUCAAAUGUGAUCGCAGCAAG